GAUACCCACGCACAGGCCCUGAUGGGCCACCUGCACGCGCCCAACUCGGACCCUAUUCGGCUUGACCUCCAGGUAUGCGCGACUGGGCUGGGCGCGCAGACGGACAUCCAAGGCAUUAUGUUCCGCUGGGGCCAUUUGCUGUUUGUGUGCCAGCAGAUGCGCAGCGACAGCACGCCCGACUCGGGCAUGAUUGGCCAGACCGACUCCAGCAAGGGCCCUGUUGGCAAGCGGUAGCGGCAGAGAGGUUGAUAACAUCUUGUCGAGCUACAAUUUUCAAACGCCGCCAAGCGACGACCCUGCACGCGGCAGCUCCAGCGCUCUAUCAGCAACAGCAACAGCAGGAAUGACACCGACAACAAGCGAUUUUGUCACGCGCUUCGAUGCUCCCGGUUUGUCGACAUACGCAGGACCUGUGCAUCACCGGGCAGCUAGCAGGUACCAGGGCGCAGGCACACAGCAAACAAUGCACCAUCAUUUGGGGUCGGUUCAGGAAACACGGCCGUUUUCAAUUCCACGCGCGCCGGCAUCGAUUGCUGCCACUUUGCCUAUACGCCCACCGGCUGUUUCGUCAUUGUCCGACUCGGCCAUACCCCCGCGACGACAAUCCUCGUACACGCUGCCGCCGGUCAAGUCUUUCGAGGAAAGACGAUUUUCCUACCCGACACAACCAAUUAAUGCGGAUGGCAGCAGUCAGGCACUGCCACCGCCGCCUCCGAUGCCAUCGCUUCCAUCACUCCCGCAUCACCAGCAACAGCAACAUCAGCACAGUGCCCCUUGUGGAUCGGUCAAUUCUAGCCCGCUGAGCAACACCCUCACGCGCGGCAGUCCAGCGAGCGCAGUGGCCAGUCCCAGCGGUCGUCUCUCCGAGCUGCGGCAGCGGGUUAUUGUUGGCGCGACGAUAAGAGCCAACGGGUCGCUGUAUACGGGGGUUAGUCCGGCCGGAUCUGCGUCGACACAGCCGACACCAACGAUAUCGCCGUUGUCUGCUGGCAUAGUACAGUACACACCGGUAUCGCUGUCGCCUGCGCCGCAGUCCGGUUCGCUAUCGGGUGCUCCGCGAGUCAAUGUAUAUCCCCCGCCAGAGGUCACUGAGUCGUGGCGGUGGGCCCAGAGCUCUAUGCAGCCACAACAGUUACCACAACAGCCACAGCAGUCACAACAGUUGCCUCAGCAGUCCCCUUAUCACCAGACGCUGCCACACCAACACCAACAUCAACACCAACAUCAACACCAACAUCAACACCAACAGCAGCAGCAGCAACCACCACCACCACAGCCACAGCAGCAGCAGCAAUAUCCUCAUCACAUGGCGCUGCAGCAGCAUAAUUCGCAGUCGUUUAGCUCUAUAACUUCGCAGAGACCUCCGCCUCCCCCUCCAUUGACUAUCAACCGCAACUCAAACCCCAAUUCCCCUCACCCAUUCAGCAUCAUGCACGGCUCGAUCAUGGAGCACUACCAGUCGCCUAUGAAUUCGUCGGUGGCCUCGCCCAACGUCAUCGGUACCCCAUUGCCAGCGUCUUUGGCACACCGCAACGGCGACUCUGAAAAGAAAACAUGCAAGAGCUGCGGGACCGACUCGAGCCCCGAAUGGAGAAAAGGCCCGACUGGCCACAAAACGUUGUGCAAUGCGUGUGGGUUGAGAUACGCGCGGUCCAUAAACAGGGCGAACAAGAGAGUAACCGGUUAACGACUAUUCCCCCAAUUUCCUAAUAUUUUUGUGCUCAAGCAUUUUCACCUUGGACCUCAACACCGAUAUUUGUGCUCCUGAUUCAUAAUUUUAUAUAUAUAUGUUUAUUUAUCAACUAGAGCCCACAUUAUAUAUAUUUAGGACUAGAACCCCCUCCUCAUCCCAGUACAUCAUUUCACACUUUUAAUUAGUUUUAUUUAUUCCUUUUCCUCUCAUUCUUUCGACACGCACUCACACUCACACUCACACACUAUUUUUUAUUAUUUGCAGCACUUGCAUUACAACCCACUGCAAACACAUGUCUUCAUAUUUAAAACAUUUUUUACUGCACAGCCUUUAUAUUUAUUAAUAUUAUAUUUAUUGCUUAGUUUAUUGUUCAUUCUUUUUAUCUCCAUGUCAUCUCCAAGCGCCAUUUAU
Messenger RNA from Kickxella alabastrina, 2104 nucleotides. RefSeq lists its product as uncharacterized. The record is from RefSeq and is a predicted model, not a curated record. NCBI's taxonomy places the organism in Eukaryota, Fungi, Kickxellomycota, Kickxellomycetes, Kickxellales, Kickxellaceae. Gene Ontology annotation, biological process: regulation of DNA-templated transcription. Bases 344 to 1687 code for a protein of 447 amino acids. Gene Ontology annotation, molecular function: sequence-specific DNA binding; zinc ion binding. The transcript is spliced from 3 exons.